Molecule: messenger RNA, 309 nt
Organism: Trypanosoma theileri
Lineage: Eukaryota; Euglenozoa; Kinetoplastea; Trypanosomatida; Trypanosomatidae
Exons: 1
Source: RefSeq, a predicted model, not a curated record
AUGCGCCGUGUGAUGUGUGUGUUGGCCGUUGUGCUGUGCUGCGCCUGCGGGUAUACCAUGGCGGCUGCUGCUACUGCUGUUAAUGCUUUGCAGCAAAAUGUGGUAAGGGAAAGGGGAAAUCCUGAUGAAUGGAGUGAUUUGUUUAUAACGGCAACCGUUAAUCAUACGUGUACGACGAAUCCUGAAGAUACAGUUAAUGGAUUAAGUUGUAAGGAAAGGGGUUAUCCUAAGAAGGCUGAACCUUUACCAACACCACAGGGGAACGGUGAACCAGGAGCCAAUCUCAGUCCGGCAUCACCUACAAAAGGA